UAAGCGCUUACUAUGUGCCAAGCACUGUCCUAAGCACGGGAGUAGAUUAGAAGGUAACCGGGUUGCCCCAGGCGGGGCUCCCGGCCUCAAUGCCCAUUUUAGGAGGGCGGGAAGGGAGGCCCGGAAGAGUGAAGCGACUCGAUAACGACGAUAUUUCUUAAGGGCUUACUAAGUGCCCAGCACCGUCGUGGAUAGAAGGUAGCCGGGUGCCGGGGGCAGGAGGGGAGGCCGCCCCCUCCCCGCCCGAGUCGAUGCGUCAGCCUCAGCAGCCUCCUAGGCCUCAUCCCCACGGGUGACUAGGCCCCGCCUGACGUCGCGUCUCUGUUUACCCGGAAGGGAGAGCGGAGUUUCCUCCGAGAGUCGCUCUCGGCCCGACGUCCCCGGUGACUAAGGUCCCGGGGGCCGAGAGGCCGAUACCUCAAAGUCCCUUUGCGGCGGGGAGGGGAGGGGAAGGGAGGGAGGAAUCCGGGGCAACCGGUCGGAGGACCGGCCCCGCCUCCCCAUCCCGAAGCCAUAUAAGUCCCCGCACAUCUGGAGGGCCAGGUCGGCCGCGGCGAGCGAAGACCCGACGGACCCCGCUCCCCGCCCUCCACCCCGGCGGCCCCGCGUCCGGUCGACCCCUUCCCCUCCGGCCGCCCGACGCGGAGGGCCUCGAAGAGGAAGCGCCUGAGGGACGGCGCGAUGGGCUCCAUGGGGCUGCAGGUGAUGGGCGUGGCCCUGGCCGUGCUGGGCUGGCUGGGCGUGAUGCUCUGCUGCGCGCUGCCCAUGUGGAGGGUCUCGGCCUUCAUCGGCAGCAGCAUCGUGACGGCCCAGACCAUCUGGGAGGGGCUGUGGAUGAACUGCGUGGUGCAGAGCACCGGCCAGAUGCAGUGCAAGGUCUACGACUCCAUGCUGGCCCUGCCCCAGGACCUGCAGGCCGCCCGGGCCCUGGUGGUCAUCUGCAUCGUCGUGGCGGCCCUGGCCGUGCUCCUGGCCGUCGUCGGGGGCAAGUGCACCAACUGCGUGGAGGACGAGGCGGCCAAGGCCAAGACCACCAUCGUGGCGGGGGUGGUGUUCCUGCUGGCCGGCGUGCUGGCCAUCAUCCCCGUCUCCUGGACGGCCAACAACAUCAUCCGCGACUUCUACAACCCCACCGUCUCCCAGGGCCAGAAGCGGGAGAUGGGGGCCUCGCUGUACAUCGGCUGGGCGGCCGCCGGGCUCCUGCUCCUGGGCGGGGGCCUGCUCUGCUGCAACUGCCCCCCGCGCCGGGACAAGCCUUACUCCGCCAAGUACUCGGCCGCCCGCUCCGCCCCCACCACCAACUACGUGUAGGGCCCCGCCCUCGCCGCUAGGGGGCCGACGAGCGCCACCGCGCCCCUCUGCGCCUGCGCCGCCUGCGCCCCCCUCCUCCCUCUCCCCACCCGGCCCUGGACGCUAGGGGGCGCGCGCGCGGCCUUCCCUCCCGCUCCGUGUAGGGCCCGGCCCUGGACGCUAGGGGGCGCGCGCGAGACCUCCCCCCUC
Molecule: messenger RNA, 1500 nt
Organism: Ornithorhynchus anatinus (platypus)
Lineage: Eukaryota; Metazoa; Chordata; Mammalia; Monotremata; Ornithorhynchidae
Gene: CLDN4
Product: claudin 4
Exons: 1
Coding region: 682-1311 (209 amino acids)
Biological process (GO): bicellular tight junction assembly; cell adhesion
Cellular component (GO): plasma membrane; bicellular tight junction
Molecular function (GO): structural molecule activity
Source: RefSeq, a predicted model, not a curated record